This is a messenger RNA of Saprolegnia parasitica CBS 223.65, 1970 nucleotides long. RefSeq lists its product as hypothetical. Bases 18 to 1970 code for a protein of 650 amino acids. The record is from RefSeq and is a predicted model, not a curated record. Gene Ontology annotation, molecular function: protein binding. NCBI's taxonomy places the organism in Eukaryota, Oomycota, Saprolegniomycetes, Saprolegniales, Saprolegniaceae. The transcript has a single exon.
ACUGGAAGUCGACCACAAUGCUGCGCCAGGUCACCGCACGCUGCCGGCCGGUCGCUAGCGCCGGAAGCCGCCUGCAGCGCGCGCUGCACGGUAUGGCGCCGCUGCACGUCGCGGCCGAGGCGCCGAGUGCGCCAACGGCCAAGACGCCAGCGUCGCCCGAGAACGUCCGCGCCGCUAUCAGCAAGCACGUGGCCACCAUCAAGAAGCAGACGGGGCUGACGCCGGCGUUCUGGGGCAACGUGUCGACAACGUUGGCCAAGUGCCGGACGCCCGAGCAACUGGCUGCGACGGCGCCGCUGCGAUCGCUGCCCAUGGCGUGGCACUCGUCGACGCCGGCGGUGCAACACGAGAUUGUGCGCAUCCUCUUGGCGACGCACGACGUUGAGACGGCGAUGACGCUUGUCGCGAGCGCGCCCGAGUACCCGCUGCACAACCGCAACGUCGCGCGCUUGCUCGGCGCGUGCGUGCGGCAUCGCAACCUCGCGCACGCAGGAUUUGCACUCUACGAGCGGUCGCUCGCCCAAGGCACGGUGCCCAGCAUCCCGGUCUACCACGCCGUGCUCCUUCUGGCCUUGAAAGCCAACGACCCGAGUCGAUUCCACGCGGUGCUCACGCACAUGGAGACCGUCGGCGUGCCUUUGGAUGCCAUGUGCCAUGGCCUCGCGGUCCGCAUGGCCUGCCGCCAGCGCCACUUUGAGGCGGCUUUGGACCGGUACCGCCUCAUGCAGCGCGACAAGAUGCACCUCAACGUCAUUGUGCUCAACGAGCUCCUCGACGGGCUCUGCGAAAUGGGCGCGUACACUGACGCGCUCGAGGUCUUCGAGUCGGCGGUCGAGAAAGUCGAGAAGCGACCGUGGAACCAAAAGCCCGACGGUAAAGUCGUUUUGAGUCCGGAAGCGAAAGCCAAGGCGGACGACAAGGCACCGGUGAACGAGGUGACGUACAACAUCAUGAUGAAGCUCUGCGGCCGCCAGCAGCGCCUCGACGAGGUCUUCAAAUGGUACGAAGACAUGAAGGCGAAGGGCAUUGCGCCGUCGACGACGACCAUCAACACGCUCAUGCACGCCGUGUACCACGGCAAGUACCGUAGCGUCGACUCGGAGAAAGUCUACGCGGCGCUCGCGACCGUCGGUGCUAUCGGCGCCGGCACGCUCUUCGUCUCGGACCUCUCCGAAGCGACGGCCUCGGUUGCGAUCACGGCCAGCGUUCUCGCGUCGCUCGGCCUCGGUAUCUACAUGAAUCCGUUUGGCGUCCAAAAGUCCAUCUACCCCAACGAGACGACGGCCAAGGAGCCGAUUCCGGCCGCGAUGCUCCGUCGUCUCGACGAAGAAGAGCACAUUGGACGACUCGUCUACCUCUGGCACGAGCUCCUUGGGUACGGCCUGUCGCCCGACGACGCGACCUACGACAUCUUUGUACGCACGAGCGUCCGGAAGCGCCAUCCGGACAUUGCGGUGGCGAUGCUCCUCGAGUCGAGCAACCCCAAUUCGUUUGCGGCCCGGCGCGCGGUCGAGAAGGACGCAUUCGUGUUGCCGCUGCCGCUCGAGACCACGAUCCGGCUGCUGCAGUCGCUCGUGAGCCAGAAUCUGCUGCCGCAGGUCGACGACGUCGUUGCGCUCGCGUACAAGGCGCGCGGGCUCGAGAGCAUCACGUCGACGUCGCCCAGUCGCCUCACCCGCUUCCGGCUCGUGCCGUUUGGUGCACCCAAGGUGACGGCGCUCGUCCUUAGCCGCUUGCUGCGUCUCUGGCUCGACGAGCACUACCCGAAAGACAAGCUCCACGCGCGCAUUCAUGACACGGUCGCCUUUGACGUCAUCCAGUGCCACACGGUGCUCGACUACCUCGACACAAUCGACCCGGAGAUCCGCGCGUCGUUUGCGUUUGAGGAAGUCCAAGUCGCCGGCAACGGCAACGGCGUCCUCCACUUCAACCGCGCACGUCUGCAAAAGUACAUUGUCAAUUUGGCGUAA